AGGUGUGUGUGUAGCAUGACGGAGGGGGAGAGGGUGAAGUUUGUUUGUCUUUUUCGCCCCUCUCUCCCUUCCACGGCCUGGCACAGUCUCCCUGGCACUCGUGUGGGCAGAGGCACAUCCCCUCCGCGCCCAGACGUGGCGGCGGCGUGCCAAACACAGUACCUAACACAAGACACAGCGAUGGGUACCCAGGCCACCUCCAUCCUCCUCCUCCUCCUCCUCCUCCUCUUCGAUUCCUCCUCCUCCUCGCCUCCUACCGUCUGCCUCCACUACCAGGGCUGCUACCAAGACGACCAGCUCCUGCUCCACCACGCCACGACCUUCCACUCCUACGACACGAAGAGAACCGCGGAGAACUGUGCGCGGUUGUGUUUGCAGCGACGACCGGACACAGAGGUCGUCUUGGUGAAGCUAGAGGGCGUGGCUGAGCUCCUGUCGUGUAGCUGCGGCGACGACCUGACACUGGGCAACCACACUGGGCUGACACUCGACCACUUGGCAUGUUAUUUGUGUCCUGACAGUGAGCGGGAGAAGUGUGGGAGCGAUACGACGUCUAGUGCGUAUAACAUUGACCGUCUUGGUGUGGAAACCUGUGAAAAUAAGUUACUGACGGUCCCGCCACCAGUAACCAUGCCUCCUACCACUACCACGACCACUGCUAACGCCACUGAGGAGCCAAACGAACCAGUCAGACCAGUCAAAUCAUCACCGGUGCAAAGAUAUCACCCAGGAACCGGGAACAGCAUCAACACGUCCCUGUCCCACCACCCAACGCAAGACGCCGCCGAUUCUCUCACCGGCGUUGCAGCGUUGCCACAUCUCCGCCACCUGGGAUGCUACGACGAGGGUGACGUGAACGAGACGCUGGUGGUGACGCUGGUGGUGAGUGACGCUGGUGGUGACGGGGUGCUGUACUGCGCUGGGAACUGCUCCUGCGUCCACCCCGCCCAUGCUGACGUGUUCCUGCUGAAGGUGCUGACUGCUGACCUGCUCUACUGUGGCUGUGGGUGGGCCCCGCUGGUGCUGCUGCUGCUGGCGGUGCUCGCGGCCAAUACGUCAGCGCGACCACAAGGUGAACGGAGACGCCCAAUAUUGGGGCGGAACAGACAAAACCUGCUGUCCCGCCGCACCUCAGCCACGGCCUCCUCGACCACCGAAGCACCGCAGGAGGAAGACCAGCCAAGCGACUCCCCCUCUGCCCCCUCCCCGCCACCUGGGUCGCUCCGCCGCCGCCGCCCGUCGUUCCGCCCGGCAAUCAAGUUCGGAGGUCGAGGUGAUAACUCCCAGAAACCCAAGACCGAGCCAGAACCGGAAGUCAUCAGCGAACCGAAACCCGAAGAGCCUGCAAGUGAGCCUGAAGUCAUCGCCGAGCCCGAGCCACAGGCCGAAGAGGAUGCCGAGGCCAAGGUCAUCGCCAAAGGGAAGGACGCCGAAAUCAUCACGAAGCCGAGACCCGGAGAGGAGUUCGUCGCCUUCCAGACCAGUGACCUCGACGUGGCCAGCCCCCAGGUGACCCCAGAUGACCUCCCCUCCCCCCCGGCCGACUCAGUCUUCACCGCCCAUGAAGGAGAGGUCAUCGUCGUCCCCGUGGGCCCCGAGGAUGCUGCAGGACCCCAGGGGGAUAUCUCAGACCUCCAGGACACCCCCGUUGAGGAGUUGCUUCACGAGGACAGCCCUGCAGCCUUUGAGGACCUCCCCUUGGAGGCAGCCCCCCGCGAGGACGCCCUUGAUGACUCGCACCACCUCGACCUGACUCACCAAGAGGAACUGACUCACCAAGAGGAACUGGCUCACCAUGAAGAGGCAUUUGUAGAUGACAUGACUCACCUCGAGGAACUGGCCCACCACGAGGAACUAACUCACCAUGAUGAAGUGACUCACCAAGAGGAUUUCAUUCACCACGAUGAGCUGAUUCACCAUGAAGAACUAACUCACGAAGAGGAUCUGAUUCACCAAGAGGAUCUGACUCACCAAGAGGAUCUGACUCACCAAGAGGAUCUGACUCACCAAGAGGAUCUGACUCACCGAGAGGAUCUGACUCACCAAGAGGAUUUGAUUCACCAAGAGGAUUUGAUUCACCAAGAGGAUUUGAUUCACCAAGAGGAUUUGAUUCACCAAGAGGAUCAGACUCAUCAUGAAGAAAUGACUCACCAUGAAGAAGAGGUUCUCCUUGAAGACCUGCCUCAUCAGGAGGAAUUGCUUCACCAAGACGAAUUCGGUCAUCAUGAAGAUAUGACUCACCAAGAAGAAUUGACUCACCAAGAAGAACUGGCUCACCAAGACGCCCUGACUCAUCAAGGGGAGGAGGCCUUCCUAGAAGAGCUUCACCACGAGGAGCUUUCCCGCCAAGAGGAACUGAGUCAUCACGAGGAAAGGACUCUUGGUCACCAAGAGGACGCAGCUCACUUCGAUGACCUGACCCACGGGGAACUGGCUCACGAAGAGGAACUUACUCAUCAAGAGGAACUCGCUCACGAGCAGACUCACCAAGAGGAGAGCGCCCAUGACGUGACUCAUCAAGAGGAGCUGGUUCAUGCCGAGCUGACUCAUGACUUGACUCACCAUGAUGAACUGGCUCACGGGCUGCCUCACCAUAAGGACCCAAGUCUCCUGGAGCUCCUGCCGGACACACACGUGGAGGAGGAGGCGGUGGCGGAGGAGCGGUCCGCCGCCCACCCCCCCGAGACCGAGACGGAGAUUCCCGAGGGCGUGACCAUCCCCCCAGUGGUGUUCCCCGAGGAGGCGGCGAAGGAGGGGGGCGCGGCCACCCCGGCUGAGAACGUACUGGGGAAGGAGAGCGAGAAGAAGGAGGCCGGGGCUGAGGGGGAGGUGAUCGGGGUGUCCGGGGCGGGGGGCCGGAGCCUGGCGGGGCAGGAGAAGGAGCUGCUUCCCUCAGAGACCGAGCUGAGGACGCGCAGCAAGAUCGAGAUCAAGGAGGUGAACGGCCAGAUGUACGAGUACGAGUACAUCUACUACUACGACGACGAGUACCCGCUCUACGACGACGACCUGGCCGUGGACGUCGACCCCGCCCCCGCCGCACACCAGGACCCGGCACAGGACCCGGACCAAGACCCAGCCCAGGACCUUACUCAUGACCCAGCCCAGGACCCGGACCAGGAGGUACCCGAGGACGGACUCCAGACCGAGCAGCCCCUUGAGACCCUGACCACCACCACCACCACCACCACCACGACGACCCCCGCUCCCACGACCACGCCGCCGCCGACCACCACCCUGCCGAGUCGUGGGUCCAGUCGGUCCCGCGGCAGCAGCAGGUCCCGGGGCGGCAGCAGGUUCCAGACCACGCAGGAGGUGCAGGAGGAAGCGGAGGUGGUAGAGGAGGUGCAGAGCUUCGGCAGCAGGGGCAGGAGCAGGAGCAGGGAGCGUGGCGGCAGCAGCAGACUAGAGGCGCUUCCGGAGGAGAACACCAUCGACGCCCCAGCCCGCGGCCGCUCCUUUGAGACUUCCCGCACGACCAGCCGCGGCCGCGGCCGCAACACCGUCCGUGAGUCGUCCCGUGCCGCUGCCGCCGCCGCCGCCGAUGCCGCCGUGGCCGUGGAGGAGGACAAGCUGCCACCCAGCACCAGGUUCCCGCCGCGCACCACCCCCACCACCACCACCGCCGCGCCGCCGCCCCUGGACGACACGCUGCUGGAGGAGCUGACGGACGACCACCGCGAGCCGCUCUUCGAGGAGUCGUCCCGCCUGGGCCUGGACGACCACCACGACACGCCGCUGGUGCCGGGGCUCACCGGAGACCACCGCGAGCCCCGGGUGCUGGGCGAGGGCGAGGCGCCCCACACGGAGGCCCCCACCACCAUGAUGCCGCCCGCCGUGUCCGCCGUGUCCCUCUACGCCUUCUCCGCCGCCGCCGAGGCCGAGGACGCCGAAGUCACCACCACCACCACCACCACGCCCGACGUGUAUGACUACGACACCGCGGCGCCGCCCGCCGACUACUACUCCUACGACUACUACGGCGAGGGCACGGAGGUCCCCACGACCCCCGAGCCCCAGGCAGAGCCCGAGCCCGAGCCCGAGCCUGAGCCCACCACAGAGGAGCCCACAACCACCACCACCACCACCACCACAACCACCACGACCACCACCACCACCACCACGCCGGAGCCCACCACCACCACGGCCGCCUCGGGUCGGGACAAGUUCGGCUUCAGGCCCCGCGGGUCGUCCCGUCUCCGUCCAGGGGCAGCCUCUCGCUUCACACCCUCCACCACCGAGGCCACCACCACCACCGCCGCCGCCGCCCCCUCCCUCGGGAACAGGAACCGCUUCGGAACCUCUCGCUUCGGCUCCUCCCGCUUCAGGCCCGGCAGAGGCAAGACCCAGGAGGCGACGGAGGCCCCGGCGGAGGAGGAGGAGGAGGUAGAGGCCAGCCCCGCUCCCGCCCCGGCCUCGCGCGGCCCCGGUGGAGUCUCGCGCUUCAACAAGCCGCGCCUCGGCGGCUCCCUCAGCUUCAGGCGGAGCGGCAGCCGGCCCGGUGCCACCACCCCUGAGGACGCCGACCCCGCCCCAGCACCCUCCCCGACCCCCUCGCUGUCCCCGUCACCCUCCCCGACCCCGUCCGCCGCCCCGGCCUCGCCUCUCUCCCUCUCGUCCCGCCGCUCCCGCCCCCGCCCCGGCGGCCUCUUCUCCCGCCCCGGCCAGCGGCAGCGGGUGCGUGGCGGCGGAGCACAGGCCGCCGAGGAGGCCCCUGAGGCGGCCCCUGCGGAGGACCCCGAGGACCCGGAGGCUGACCCCACCCUCGCCGAGGAACCCGAGGCACCCCAGCCCACUGACCAGGCAGACCCCGCCCCCGCCCCCGCCCCCACCCCCGCCCGCGACGCUCCCACCCGCGCGGGUGGUCGCCGCCCCCUCAACAGGCACCGCUUUGGCGUGCGCGGCUCCCGGCCCGCCCAAAGCACUCCUGAGGCCCCCGAGGCCAGCGAGGCCCCCGCCGACCCCGCCCCCGCCGACUCCACCCCCGCCGCCGCCGCCGCGCCCACCACUGCCAACAGACGCACCUCCCUGCAGAGCCGCGCCAGGCCCUCACUGAACAGGUUCCGGGGCCGCGGGCCACAGCGGGGCCGCGGCACCGAAGCCACGCCGGCGGCGGAGGUCGCGGCCGAGGCAACCUUCGGCGAGGAGGAGCAGCUGCUGGAGGCCGAGGUGGCCCCAACGGGCGAAGCGCCUCUCGAGGACGGGGUCGAGCUGCAGCCGGCGGAGGAGGAGCAGCCCGCCGAGGAGGCCCCGGGCGGGGCGGGACCGGGGCGUCGCGGCGGCGGCGGAGGCGGCGGCGGCUUCCUGAGCAGGUUCCGGGGCCGUCAGACCAAGCGCCCCGACAAGCCCGCCGCCGCCAAGAAACCCCAGCAGGCCACCGCAGCGCCAGCCAGCCAGCGGCGCCCGGGCGGCAUCUCGUCGCUCUUCAACCGCCGCCGCCGCCCCGGCAAGGAGGAGCCCACCCCCGCCCCGGAGGAGGAGCCCCAGGACCCCGCCGCCGCCGCUCCAGAGGAGUUCCUUGGCCUGGAGGAGGAGGUGGCCUUGGCAGGGGAGGAGGCACCCGCGGAGGGCCUAGAGGAAGCCGCCCCCACCCUGGAGGAACCCGCGGAAGAGGAGGCGGUGGAGGAGGACCCGCAGAAGAAGAAAGGGAUGAGGAACCGAUUCUUCCUCAACAGACGAAGGAAUAGGAGUUAGGAUGUUAGGGUGACUCUCUCUCUCUCUCUCUCUCUCUCUCUCUCUCUUCUUUUCUCUCUUCUCUUCCUCUUCUCUUCUUCUCCUCCCUCCUCUUCUUCUUCUUCUUCCUCCUUCUUCUGUGUCUACACCACUCUCUCUACCUCGCUCUCCUCUCUUCCUUCUCCUCCACUUCUUCCUCCUCCUCCUCCUCCUUUCUCCUUAUUUCUCUCCUUUCCUCCCUUUCCUCCUUCUCUCUCCCUCUUUUCUUCUGAUAAAUAUGUAGAUAAUUGAGUGUGUGUGUGUGUGUGUGUGUGUGUGUGUGUGUGUGUGUGUGUUUCCUAGCUGUUAUAAAGCCAACGUGUGUGUGUGUGUGUGUGUGUGUACGUGGACUGAUAAGACCUACAUACAUUCACAUACGUACACACACACAGACACACACACACACACACACACACACACAGAUGAACGCAUCGUGUGCGUGUGUGUGUACGUAGAUUUAUAGAUACAUAGCUACGUACAUGAACUCUAGUGUGUGUGUGAAUACCCGUGUGUACGUGUGUAUGGAAUAAGCCGUGUGUGUACAUGAUACCUUAUAUAAAACGUACAUGAAGUAAACUUUCACACGCGUACAUGAAAUUUGUGUGUACGUGAAAUACAAACAUAUACGUACAUGAAUUUAUGCCUGUACGUAAAUUAAACAUACACAAGCGUACAUGAUUUUUCUGUGUGUACUUAAGAUAUACAUACACAAGCGUACAUGAUUUUUUGUGUGCGUCAAAUUCAUACACAUGCGUACAUGAAUUUAUGCCUGUACGUAAAUUAAACAUACACAGACAUACAUGAAUUUUUGUGUGUACGUAAAAUUGAACAUACACAAACGUACAUGAUUUUUCUGUGUGUACGUAAAUUAAACAUGCACAUACGUACAUGAUUUUUUUGUGUGUACAUCAAAUUUAUACACACACGUACAUGACUUUUUUGUGUAUGUACGUCAAAUUAAACGUACAUGGAUUGUGUGUGUACGGAUUUUUUUUUUUUUUUGUAAUGUAAGAAAAAGUUGUAAGAAUUUUUUUGUUGUGUCAAUUUUAUAAAAAAGAAAACGUGAAAGGAGAAAAAAAUA
Molecule: messenger RNA, 6793 nt
Organism: Eriocheir sinensis (Chinese mitten crab)
Lineage: Eukaryota; Metazoa; Arthropoda; Malacostraca; Decapoda; Varunidae
Product: mucin-1-like
Exons: 4
Coding region: 16-5694 (1892 amino acids)
Source: RefSeq, a predicted model, not a curated record